GAGCGACCCGUAGCCAUGCGCGGCCUGGAGGAGCCGGGGCCUCGGCCCACAGCGACCCCGUGCGGGUGCGUAAAGCCAUCCCUGGAGACAGGAAUUGUAAGCCAAAAUAAGAAAACCAGAAAUUCAUUGCUUCAUUUCUCAUCUCUUCAUAGUUUGGAUCCCUGGAAUCUAUUAACUGAGCCAAUUGGCUAUUUGGAAUCCUGUUUCUUGGCCAAGAAUGGUACACCAAGGCAACCAUCCAUUUGUAGCCAUUCUCGGGCCCGUUUAAGGAUUAGAAAGAGCAUCUUUAAUAAUCCUGAACAUUCCUUGAUGGGCCUGGAACAGUUUUCCCAUGUUUGGAUUUUGUUUGUUUUCCACAAAAAUGGUCAUUUGAGCUGUAAGGCCAAAGUACAGCCCCCUAGGCUGAAUGGCGCAAAGACUGGCGUAUUUUCCACACGGAGCCCUCAUCGUCCCAAUGCCAUAGGACUGACCCUGGCCAAGCUGGAAAGUGUGGAAGGGGGAGCUGUUUACCUAUCCGGAAUUGAUAUGAUACAUGGCACACCUGUACUGGACAUAAAGCCCUACAUAGCUGAUUAUGACUCGCCACAGAAUUUGAUGGAGACUUUAGCAGACUUUGAUUUACAGAAUAACCAACCUAAACCAAAAACCGUGUCCCAGUGUGAAGGCAGUAAUGACAGCUGUGAUCAGCAACAGCUCUCAGGAUGCAGUGAACCCCAGCCCCACUGUGGCACUGAGGAGGAACCUAAAUAUCUUGAAGAUAGAACUUCAGAAGAAAACUACCUGAAACGUGACAACACAGCAGAAGGCCCGCAAACCUUGCCUAAGCACAGAGAGAGAGCAACGGAUUUUGAUUUGGAACCAACAAAUGAUCAGAGUCCUAGUGUGACAGAAGAACAGUUUGUCCUGCGUGGCCUAGAAAAUAGCUGUCCAGAGGAAGGUACAAAUGAGGGGCCAAAGAGUGAGUAUGGAGCAGUGGUCCUGCAAGGGAGCAGCGUAGAUAUGCAGCCUGCACCUCCUCCCUGCAGGGCCAGGAUGGCUGACAGAGCGCCCUGCAGUGUGGUUCCUGCCUGGGUGAGAGAGGCCCCUGCAGCCCCUUUACAAGUGCGGUUUACUCCUCAUGCAGAGAAGGAACUGCAGCAGCUCAGUUCGGGAGGUGAACCAGGUUAUUUGGUUUCACCAGCCCACAGCAGAUCCCAGGUAGAAAUCUAGAAUGAAGGAAGGGACUGUUCAGAAGUAGGAACAGUGAUGCCAGUAAGAAGCAGCCUGUUGUCGAGAAGACGUCAGACAACAAUGGUGGAAAGCUGUUCUUUGUAUUUCAUCCCAGUAAAGAUCCAAAAUAGUCACAUAAAGAAGGAAAUACUUCAUUGAUUCUCCAGUUAUGCACUGAACUUCUGGGCACCAGGCACUGUUCUUGGUUGUUGGGAUAUAUCAAAUGAUCAAAAACGAUGAAGGGAUUCCCUGCCUUCCUGGAACUUGAGAAGCACACUAAAAGCCUAUUGUACAAAACCUAGAAAAACAUCACAUGAUGCUAGACAGCUAUAACGACUGUAGGAAGAUGUAAAAAAGAAUAGAGCAGGCUCAGGGCGUUGCAGUUUUAAACAGUGGCCAGAGUAGAUCUCACUGAAGAGGCGCAUAUGGGCAGAGGCAGAAGAGGUGAAGAAAGCCAGCCUUCUGGUGGGAGGUCCUGCCAGCCUGUGGGAGGCACGAGGCAUGGGCAAGGCCGUGUGGCAGAGUGGACUGAGGACGGGCAGCGUGGAGGAGCUGAGGGCAGAAGGCUGCAGGGAGGGCAUGAGGGCACGAGGGCUCUAGAGGACAUGAAGUUUUAUCUUGGGAGAAGUGGAAAGCAGAGGAACUUGACCUCAGUGUUCCAGACAGCAGGGGUCAUCUCUGGAGUCAGGUCACUGCCCAGUUGGGUAAUAAGUGAUUUCUGGGACGACAGUGGCAAGGUGGAAUUCCUUAAUCAGACAGUGAAGACUUUCAUUCCAUAUUCAGAAAAGAAAGGCUUAUGAAACCAGAGACAUUAGAUUUCCCCAGCUUUAAAAGGAGGGAGAGAAGAAAGAGGGCAGGAGGGUGUUUGGAGUGGAGCCUGAAAGAAGUCCUCUGAAUUGGAACAGUCUCAAAAAACGGGCUGGUGACAAGUGCCACAACCAGCUCUGGAGGUGUCCCAGUUUCUUCCUGUCAGGGCCAGAGCCAGACGACACUGUGGCGCCCCUUCCUCUGGAUAAGGCAGCAGGUGCUGGCUAGGCAGCACUCUUCUGCUCCAGUCCAAGAUCCUGUUCCAACUGACCUUCCUCCUCUAGCACCUGCACAGUGAUGAAUGUAGCAGGGUUCAGGGCUGGCACAGAAACAUGACAUGAGGACGGUCGGCACCUAGGAGAGCGAGACGUUGGGGGCGGGGCUUGGGGCCUGGCGCCUGCGCAGAGGUCUGGGCAGAGGCCGGUGGGCUUGGAGGGGCGAGUGUGAAUUGGGUUCGAGGGCAGGAGAUGUGGGAAGGCUUCCUUGAGGACACUGUCCCUGAGCUGUUGGGAAGGAUGGGAUUGGUAGGUCAGGAAUGGAGGGCAGGGCACUCACACCAGGUUGGCCACACAAAUGCUUCUGAAGCAUUGUUGUGGGGACUGUAAUGGACUCUUUCUUAGGUGGCCUUCGGUGUUAUUUGAUGUGCUGUGCAGCUGGGAAUGCAGCUCUGUGAUAGAGCACUUGCCUAGCAUGUGAGCCCUGGGUUCAAUCCCCAGCACUGCCAAAAAAAAGAAAAAUAACUUAAUGAUUUUAUGAACCAUACCAUGAAAGAAUCUUAUAACUAUAAUUGGUCCUUGUUUUUUCAUUAAAUGUGUGCUUCAUGGACAGGAGGAUUGCAAGUUUGAGGCUAGCCUCAGCAACUUAGGGAGACCCUCUCUCAAAAUAAAACACUUUUUUAAAAAGAGUGGGAUGUAGCUCAGUGAUAAAACACCCUUGGGUUAAAUCUCCAGUACCAAAAAACAACAACAAAAUUGAAUCCACUUUUGAGGAGGAAUGACAUUGUUACAGUAUAUGCCUUCCUGGAAGGGGCUAUCCUUGAUUUAAGUUUGAAAAUAUUUUGUUUUUUAAAAUUGAUAUAUAUUUGAACAGAUACUAACAUGGGACGUUUUGCCCUUGAGAGGUAAGUAUCUGUGUAUCUGAAAUAUGCCCUCAGGCAGCUUCCUGGAGAUGCCUUGAACUUUCUCAGUGUGCCUGUUUCACUUUUGUCCUAGAACUCUCUCCUGUCUCCAUUUCUUAGGUCCUCUCUUGCCUAUAAGCUAGUACCAGAGGUAUGUAUGAGUUUAGUUCACUCUCUUGGCUUUUGCAGAAUGCUGGAACUGUUAUGUAUUUUCUUGACUGUGUCUCUGUUCUAAGAGAAAAAUGACAAAGAAUUAAAGUCUACAUUGAGUAUAGAAAAAGUGGCAUUUUGAUUGACAUAGAAUAAAACUUACCCCUCCUAGUUAGGAGUCUAAUGAAAUACAUCACCAUGGUUUUUUUUUUUUUUUUUUUUUUGUUAUUGUUCAGUAAAAUAAAAAUUGGGGGAUGCUCAAGUUAAAUCUAAUAUCAGUAAGUACUACUUAAAGGCGAAAUUCUCUGUAAUGACUGAAUAGGUCCAAACCCUGUUCUUCUCAGGAACCUAACCACAUUCCAUAUCAAAGCUUACUGUCAUGAAAUUCGACCUGCAUAAUUUUGAGUAUUAAGUUGCGUUCUUCUCGUUGCAGGUGUUGAUCAAGCAUCAUUUAGGUAUUUUCAAUCAGCCAAGGAAGUUAGGCAUGCAAUUGAGGCUGUGCUGUCAGCCGAUCCUCGGUCUGUGUAUCGCCGCAAGCUCUGCCAGGACCGCCUUUUCUACUUCACUAUAGAUGUAG
Molecule: messenger RNA, 3860 nt
Organism: Sciurus carolinensis (gray squirrel)
Lineage: Eukaryota; Metazoa; Chordata; Mammalia; Rodentia; Sciuridae
Gene: Trmo
Product: tRNA methyltransferase O
Exons: 6
Coding region: 16-1209 (397 amino acids)
Source: RefSeq, a predicted model, not a curated record